GUCCUGAUAUGACCGAGGGACACUAAUUCAGCAUCCCACCUGUGAGCUUCUUGCCCAAACUGCAUCACCUGAGUCUGAUCACCAGGAAACAUCAGACAAAUCCAAACCGAGGGAAAUUCUACCACAAAUCUGGCCUGGAUGCUUCAAAACGUCAGUGUCUUGAAAUAACAGAGAAUGACUUAGGAACUGUUCCAGAUUAAAGGGGACCAAAGAGACACACCCCAAGAACAUACAGGCACCACGGGCACAGAGACCCUGCCGCCGGUUUUGUGCUCUGCUUCCAGCACCUGGCUCCGGUGCGUGGCACAGGGCAGUCAACAGCUGAUGGCCGAGGCUGGAGCACUGGAUGCCUGGCACCGUAACCCAGUGCAUUGACUUCUGUCCAAACCUGGGGUGGGGGUGUCUCUCUGGAGCCUCCAGCGAUCUGGGGAGUAACUCCAGCUUCAGGGAUUCUCCACUCGGCCACGGGGGACCUCAAGAUUUAACUCUGGAGUCCUGGCUGGCUGAUGGCAAGAGCCCUCCGUGGUGCUGGCUAAUCCUACCCUGUGCUUGCCAGACUUUUGCCCGAGCUCCUGGCGAGUCGCAGGUCCGAGCCAUGCCUUCGGAGACACCACAGGUGGAGCAGGAGGCUCCGGGGUGCCCCCAUCUCACCGACGCGCCCUCAGGUAAAGAGAGCCCAGAGAAGGGCCCCCCAGGGUGCAAGGAUGCCAAGGAGCACCUGUGGAUUCGGCCGGACGCCCCGAGCAGGUGCACCUGGCAGCUGGGCAGGACGGUGGCCGAGUCACCCCACCACCACACAUCCCUGUCAAAAAACCCUGAAAUCCUGCCAGAUAUCCUGAAGAAAAUUGGGGAUACCCCGAUGGUCAGAAUCAACAAGAUCGGGAGGAACUUUGGUUUGAAGUGUGAGCUCUUGGGCAAGUGCGAGUUCUUCAACGCGGGCGGCAGUGUGAAGGACCGGAUCAGCCUGCGCAUGGUGGAGGACGCCGAGCGGGACGGGACGCUGAAGCCAGGGGACACCAUCAUCGAGCCCACGUCUGGGAACACGGGGAUUGGGCUGGCCCUGGCUGCUGCUGUGAAGGGCUAUCGCUGCAUCAUCGUGAUGCCGGAGAAGAUGAGCCUGGAAAAGGUGGACGUGCUGCGGGCCCUGGGGGCUGAGAUCGUGAGGACGCCCACCAAUGCCAGGUUCGACUCCCCCGAGUCCCACGUGGGGGUGGCAUGGAGGCUGAAGAACGAGAUCCCCAACUCUCACAUAUUGGACCAGUACCGCAACGCCAGCAACCCCCUGGCUCACUACGACGCCACUGCCGAGGAGAUCCUGCAGCAGUGUGACGGGAAACUGGACAUGCUGGUGGCUUCGGCGGGCACGGGUGGCACCAUCACAGGCAUUGCCCGCAAGCUGAAGGAGAAGUGUCCCGGCUGCAAAAUCAUCGGGGUGGACCCCGAAGGGUCCAUCCUCGCGGAGCCCGAGGAGCUCAACCAGACGGAGCAGACGGCCUACGAGGUGGAAGGCAUCGGCUACGACUUCAUCCCCACCGUGCUGGACCGCAAGGUGGUGGACAAGUGGUUCAAGAGCAACGACGAGGAGUCCUUCGCCUUUGCCCGCAUGCUGAUCGCGCAGGAAGGGCUGCUGUGCGGCCUCACCACUUCCCUCCCGGCAGGUGGCAGCGCGGGCAGCGCCAUGUCCGUGGCGGUGAAGGCGGCCCGGGAGCUGCGGGAGGGGCAGCGCUGCGUGGUCAUCCUGCCCGACUCCGUGAGGAACUACAUGUCCAAGUUCCUGAGCGACAGGUGGAUGCUGCAGAAGGGCUUCAUGAAGGACGAGCAGCUCGUGGGGAAGAAGCCGUGGUGGUGGCACCUGAAGGUCCAGGAGCUGAGCCUGUCUGCCCCGCUGACCGUGCUGCCCACGGUGACCUGCCAGCACACCAUCGAGAUCCUCCGCGAGAAAGGCUUUGACCAGGCGCCCGUGGUGGACGAGGCGGGGGCCAUCCUGGGGAUGGUGACCCUGGGCAACAUGCUGUCGUCCCUGCUCGCUGGGAAGGUGCAGCCCUCCGACCAAGUCCGCAAGGUCAUCUACAAGCAGUUCAAGCAGAUCCGUCUGACAGAACCCCUGGGCAUGCUCUCACACAUCCUGGAGAUGGACCAUUUUGCCCUGGUGGUCCACGAGCAGAUUCAAUCGUGGGACCAGGCCUCACCAGGAGAGGUGGGGGGGCCUUCAGACCACAGCAACGGGAAGUCCAGCAAGAGGCAGAUGGUGUUUGGGGUCGUCACCGCCAUCGACUUGCUGAACUUUGUAGCCACCCGGGAGCGGGUCCAGAAGACAAACUGAACUGGACGUGUCUGGGGAGCCAGAGCGGCGGGACACUGGGGCCUGUUCCCUCCGGCUUUUGUGGACACCGAACACUGCAGUUUUCAACUGCCUUGGGGCUGGGCGACGCUUUACCAGUGUGGGUAGUGAGGAGGGCAGGACAGCGGAAAGGCUACGGGUCCCCUCUUGUAGCAUUUCCCACUUAAAAUGAAUCUACUUGUGUUUUAUUAGGUUCAUUUAGCCUCUUUAAAAUGCUUUUUUUUUUUAAUUUAAUUUUUUAAUUAGGGAAGUUGUAGGUUUAUGGAAAAAUCAUGCAGAAAGUAGAGUUCCCAUAUACCAGCCCUGUCCCCCGUCACACCCACAAUUUUCCCUAUUAUUAACUCUUUGCAUAGUGUGGCAUCUCUAAAAUGUUUUGACAAAGAAAAUUUACGAAUAGAGGAGUUGGCUCAGAGGGAGGAGUGCGGCGAUGAUGGGCAGGAUUCGCUCAAGGUGGAAGUCAGUGCCUCUCCUGGAGACAGGUCAUGAGUGGGGGACGCAGGAAGAGGGGGUAGGCUCCAUCCUUUCUCUAGGGCCGCGGGGUCCACAUGGGGCUGGUUGGGGAGAAUGGCUUGAGUUUGCCCCUCAUCCUCACAACACUGCUUCCCCACGUUUCCCAGUGACCCGCUGCUGCCUUCCCACCGAGGCUCCAAACAGCAAAGCACCAUCCUGAGCUGGUUCUGGCUGCAGACACUCCCCCCCCCCCCCGCCCCUCUGCCCACCAGAACCCACCCCAGAGGCUGCUCUGCUCGGAGGCCACCCGCACAGCCCUCCUGUGCACUGUGUCCUGAUGCAAAUGGUUCCUGUCGAUUGUUUCCUCAAGUUUUUGUUGUUUUCUAGAAGUGGGCUAUCCCUGACUUCAUCCAUUCCAAUUUGGGUGCCACUAAGAGUGUUGGAGUUAGGACCUUCCCAUGACUGCUUUCUGGCUUUCGUUGUUUUGUUAUUAUUUUUAAAAUUCCCUUUGCCCCUGUGUCUUCCUCGGCUUCCUUGGUGUCACUGCUUCGGGCUGGGGGUGCGGCUGUCGCGGUCACUGCUGCUCACUCUGCCCACUCACGUGAUGGGGCUGUCAGCAACAGGCGAAGUAGCCCACUGCGCUCCAGCGACCCUCGAUUUGGAUUUCAUAUAAUCUUUUCCUGUCGUGAAACAUUCUUUUCUCCCUUUUUUUUUUUUUUUUUUUGCCAUUUAAAAGUGUAAAAAUUAUUCUCAGCUCAUGGGCUAUACAAAAGCAGGAGAUGGAUGGAUUUGGGUCUGGGGGCCAUCGUUUGCCGACCCCUGAUCUAGGGUCUUGGUCAAGUGGGGGGCUUCUCCUGAGUGCGGGGCCACCCUCUGUGCCCCCGGGAAAAUGCAUGCGAGGAGCAGACCCUGAGCGUCAGAGUCCAGGGCCCUGGGGUGUAGGCAGGUCAGCACCCCUGAGAUCUGUGUGUCGUGGGCACUUGGGAGUAAACAAGGACGAGCCUUUCAGCUCUAGUGAAAAGCAACGGGCCAUCUCUCUGGCUGACGAACACCCCUGGCUCUGGAUAAGGAUGUCCGAGAGCUGCAGCAAAAGGAUGUACCCCAGAGUCACUUUCUGGAAACACACAGCACCUGGGCAGGACAGAGCAGCCUCAGGGACUGACUGUUGUCUCAGAAAAUUGCAGUAGCUCUUUCUUGGUAAUGAAUUUACUCCAAGAACUUUCAAGCCUUUUUCUUUCAGCACAGUCUUUCCUUAAUCAGUAUAACCCCUCCUCAGCCAGUCUCUUGUGGGUGGCCAAUCCUCUAUCAUAGCUCUUGGGGUGUGAGCCUGAGGUCCUAGUGGCCCCCAGAACCACUCCUGCACCUCUCUGAGUGUAGGCCAUGCUGAUGGGAUUUUCUCAUUUAAUGUGUUCUUUGAGUGUCCUCCUUGCUGUUUAAAGGACGGUCACAUUCCAGACAAAAACAAUCCGCACUCAGAGGAGUGAGCUUGCAGGGGGUACUGCAGACAUUGGUGGGGUCUGACAUGCACACACUUUGCAGAUGAGAAAUUGCUUCUCACUUUUAAUUUCUGUUAACAAAAGCAAACAAAAUGAAAAAAUCAAAUAUUUUCUGCGAACACAAUUAAAUGGGACUAAAAGCCAAACGUAAUGAUGGGGCACAAAUAAAUGUGAUGUCUUACCUUCAA
Molecule: messenger RNA, 4475 nt
Organism: Choloepus didactylus (southern two-toed sloth)
Lineage: Eukaryota; Metazoa; Chordata; Mammalia; Pilosa; Megalonychidae
Gene: CBS
Product: cystathionine beta-synthase
Exons: 17
Coding region: 347-2323 (658 amino acids)
Cellular component (GO): cytoplasm
Molecular function (GO): cystathionine beta-synthase activity; cysteine synthase activity
Source: RefSeq, a predicted model, not a curated record